Messenger RNA from Lodderomyces beijingensis, 852 nucleotides. The record is from the annotation of a GenBank genome assembly. NCBI's taxonomy places the organism in Eukaryota, Fungi, Ascomycota, Pichiomycetes, Serinales, Debaryomycetaceae.
AUGGUGUUCAAGACGAAUGCAACUAUAGCUCAGUUUGGUGGGAAAUUGCUCAAAUUGAGCCACGACUCCAAAGUCACCAAGACGCCCAUGGACGUCAAUGUGUUUAUCCCAUCUAGUUCAACCAAAAACAUCCCCGUUCUACUCUAUCUUUCCGGGUUGACAUGCACGCCAAACAACGCCACUGAAAAGUCGUUCUUGGCCUAUUUUGCAGCGAAGUACGGCUUUGCCGUUGUCUUCCCCGACACUUCGCCCCGUGGCGCCGACAUUGCAGGCGAGAACGAGAGCUGGGACUUUGGCACUGGUGCCGGGUUCUACGUUGACGCGACACAGGAGCCAUGGAAGAACAACUAUCAGAUGUACAGCUAUGUCCACGGCGAAUUGAUUGACGCAUUGACUGAGGCUUAUACGGAGUUGGAUUUCAAAAACAUCAGCAUCACUGGCCACUCGAUGGGUGGAAUGGGCGCGCUUGUCGGGUACUUUAAACAACCUAGAGCUUACAAGGCCGUGAGUGCUUUUGCUCCUAUUGCCAACCCGAGUGUUGUUCCAUGGGGUGAAAAGAACUUUGGGGGAUACUUGGGCGCAGAUAAGAGUUUGUGGGCUGAGUAUGACCCUACUGAAUUGAUCAAGAACUACAAGGGCGACGAUAGCGCCACCAUUUUGAUCCACCAGGGCUUGGAUGACCCCUUUUACGAAAAAGAGUUGAAGCCACAGAAUCUCGUUGAGGCUGGGAAGAACUACAAAGGUGGCAUUGAGUUGAAGUUGGUUGAAAAAUACGAUCACUCUUAUUUCUUCAUCAGUUCCUUUGUUGAAGAGCACGCUAUCCACCAUGCCAAGUAUCUCGGCUUGAUAUAA